UUUUAGACUUAGUUCUAUUCAUUGCUCUUUGAAAGUGGAUCAGUUUAAGUCCAUGAAAUAUCCCAUUGCAACCAAUUCAGGACUCUAGCAUCAAAGGUCAUAAUGGAAAAUUCUAGGAAUUUAGAAAGAAAUUUAGGAAGCGACUGGCUAGCUAGACAAGUUUCCUUUUUUCCCCCCAAGCUGACAGUAUGUAUUUCUAUGAAAUCCUGAAAAUAAGGGGCUUGGUUGUAGCCCUUUUUAUUUUUAAACUUGAGCUGUUGAGGAAAACCAAUUUUUACUGUAAGUUGCUGAUGAUGAUUUGGGUGCCCCUGCUAUGGAGGACACAAAUAGCAGCAGCAAUAGCAGCAGAGAGAGAGAAUGGGGUCAUUCAUAUUCAUAUCACUUACCAUUCCUCAGGAGGCAGCUGCUUGCUUGCUUACUUGGACCAUGAAGUCACGAUUCCAUUCCUGAACUAAACAGCAGUCUUCUUUACAAACGAAGCAGGACAUCGUUGAUAAACGGGUAAUGAUUAACUGAAGAUGACAGGCCCUUGGACAGUGUGUUGCAAGAAAAAGAAUACACCAAAAGAUGGAUUACAUGAAUUGGACUCAGUGGCAGAGAGCAAGAAGGAAAAAAUGCAGAUGAAACAAGAAAUUACUUUGUUGAAUGGCAUUUCUUUAAUAGUAGGAAACAUGAUUGGCUCAGGAAUAUUUGUAUCGCCUAAAGGUGUUCUGAUGUACAGUGGCUCCUAUGGACUCUCUCUCCUUCUCUGGGCCCUUGGUGGGAUCUUUUCAUUGUUUGGAGCACUGUGCUAUGCUGAGCUUGGGACAUCUAUUAUUAAAUCAGGAGCAAGCUAUGCCUAUAUUCUAGAAGCUUUUGGGGGCUUUAUAGCCUUUAUCAGACUAUGGUCUUCUUUGCUCAUUAUUGAACCAACGACUCAAGCAGUUAUAGCCAUCACUUUUGCUAACUACAUUGUUCAACCAAUCUUUCCAUUCUGUGAACCACCCUAUGGAGCAGUCCGGUUGAUUGCAGCUGCCUGCAUCUGCUCCCUGACAUUUAUUAACUGUGUCAAUGUGAAGUGGGGAACCAGAGUACAAGAUCUUUUCACAUAUGCAAAAGUUAUGGCCCUUAUUAUGAUAAUAGCAGUGGGUCUUUAUAAGAUUAGCCAAGGAGAAACAGAUAAUCUCAAGGAACCAUUUGAAGGUUCGACUGCUAAUGCAGGAUUAAUUGCACUUGCUCUGUAUUCAGCCCUCUUUUCCUACUCUGGAUGGGAUACAUUGAAUUUUGUCACAGAAGAAAUGAAAAACCCAGAAAGGAACCUGCCACUUUCCAUUGCAGUUUCAAUGCCUAUAGUGACAAUCAUUUACCUGCUGACUAAUGUGGCCUACUAUGUCGUGCUAGACAUGCCUGCUCUGUUAGCAAGUGACGCUGUGGCUGUGACUUUUGGUAAUGAAACCCUUAGCUAUGCAAAAUGGAUCAUCCCAAUUGCAGUGGCUAUGUCUUGUUAUGGAGGAUUAAACUCAUCAAUUAUUGCUGCUUCCAGGCUUUUUUACGUUGGCGCCAGAGAAGGACACCUCCACGACAGCCUGAGUUUGAUUCAUGUAAAAUGUUUCACACCCGUUCCUGCUCUUCUUUUUAAUGGUUUAAUGACUUUGGUGUAUCUCCUUGUGGAAGAUGUCUUUCUCCUGAUCAACUACUAUUGUUUCAGCUACUGGUUCUUUGUUGGGUUAUCCAUUGCAGGAUUAAUAUAUUUAAGAUACACCCAGCCCGACAGGGCAAGGCCUAUUAAACUCAGCCUCUUCUUCCCCAUUGUGUAUUGCAUAUGCACCCUUUUCCUAGUCAUUGUUCCUCUCUACAGUGAUACAAUCAAUUCCAUUAUUGGAAUCGGCAUAGCACUCUCUGGAAUUCCUGCUUACUUUUUGGGAGUCUAUUUGCCAGCUGAAAAGAGACCUCGGUUAAUUCAGUGGCUUUCUGCCACAACCACUAAGUAUGUUCAGAUGCUGUUCUAUUGCUGUCUAACAGACAUGGACAGUGAAACAGAGAUGACAGAAACCAAAGCCAAAUAGAAUCAUGUUGGCAGUUUCCACACUUGAAGCAUCCACGUGGCUGUAAAUUCUGUUGUGCUCUUGGACUACACCAGAAUGCACAACUGCACUGUGCAUCAUUUUGAUGUUUCUUAAUCUGCGCUACAUUUUUUGCUUUUGCUUUGUCUGAUUACCAGUUUGUGAAGUCUUUUUACUGAUUCAAUAGCUGGUAAUUACACAGUUUGGGACAUGGGGAUGAAAUGCAUUAUAUAGAAAAAAAGCACUUAAUAAGUGCUAAGGAUUUUUUUAAGUCUAAUUAUAAAGGUGACUCAAAGUUACCAGUUGAAAGCAAUUGUCUGUGAAAUGUAAAAUCAUGCUAACAGGAGAAACUAAAAAUAUCCUUUCUAUCCCACAAGAUAUAUGAACUUAUUUACAGUAUAAAUUUUAAUUUUAGGGUGCUGUAGCUGCAAUUUUAUACUCAGUUACUUAGGAGUAAACCCUGUUGAACUCAAUAGGUCUUGUGUCUGAGGCAACAUGCAUAGCGUUUCACAUGACAUACUUCAUAGAAAUAGGAUGUCAAUUCAUUUUAUUCAUUAAAUAAUAGUAAUCUUUAGUUCUGAAUCUAUAGGGUACAGUAUUGUGGCAAUGUGUAACAAUCAGUGGAAGGAUGCAAAUGGCAUUGUAAGGAAACAUCUAAAAGAAGACUGGUUACAAUUGCUAGUUAGUCAAAUUCAUCACUGGCACACCACUACUGUGCCUUAGUCAUAUGGCCAGCCCUACAACUAAGCAGUGGAAAAGGACAUCAUCUCAUCCUUCACCUCAGGUAACAAAAUGUCUUAGAUUAGCCAUGUUCACCUCUUUUCAGAGUGCAACUGUGGUGCCCAAGGAAGUAUGUUUAGUAGCAAGUUGAACUAUUAGCAGCUCAUUCUGCAAGACAGUAUGAGUCAUUGAAGUAACACCAGAUUUCUAUUAUGGAUAAAAUAUCAUCCUCAGGAUUUAUAAUAUUCUUGACAUUUUAUAUUACAAGAAAGAGAAAGUUUAACAUUUAAUAUGCCAAGUUUAAGAUUCCUCCUUAGCUAUCCUGGGCUAUAAUUCUGUGUUCUCAGAUUAUUGAGACAAUAAGCAAAAACUAUCCAUGCCAAGUCACUCCCAGUCUUUCUUCUGAAUGAGCCACUGUUUGCACAAAGCACACAAAGCAUAAAACAAUCAAUACUCUUUUUGUUCUCAUCGCAGUAUUUUAUAUUAUUACAGUAUAGGAUGACAAUCUGCUAAACAUACAUCAAUUUUGAAUAAAGAUGGGUUUAAAUUAUG
Messenger RNA from Sceloporus undulatus (fence lizard), 3314 nucleotides. Its product is annotated as Y+L amino acid transporter 2-like. Lineage: Eukaryota; Metazoa; Chordata; Lepidosauria; Squamata; Phrynosomatidae. Gene Ontology annotation, biological process: amino acid transmembrane transport. The coding region runs from base 519 to 2045 and encodes 508 amino acids. Gene Ontology annotation, molecular function: L-amino acid transmembrane transporter activity. The record is from RefSeq and is a predicted model, not a curated record. The transcript is spliced from 10 exons. Gene Ontology annotation, cellular component: membrane.